This is a messenger RNA of Giardia duodenalis, 1806 nucleotides long. RefSeq names its product Kinase. The record is from RefSeq and is a predicted model, not a curated record. The coding region runs from base 1 to 1806 and encodes 601 amino acids. Gene Ontology annotation, biological process: protein phosphorylation. Lineage: Eukaryota; Fornicata; Diplomonadida; Hexamitidae. The transcript has a single exon. Gene Ontology annotation, molecular function: ATP binding; protein kinase activity.
AUGACGCUAGAGCCGCACAUUCUCCACGACGAGGAUACCAAUGACAGCGAGCAACACAGGGCGGCGUCGUUUUCUGAUGUCUAUGAGCUGUGCAGUAUUCUGCGAGGCGGAUUUUCACUAGCGGAAUACUUAGUUAGGCAUAUAUCCAUUGGUGAGAAAUUCCUAUGUGUGGAGCUCGAUUACGGGAAUAUAAAGCAUUUCAAUAAGGAACUCUGUCUGGCACGGCUCAUGAGCUUCAUGGGUCACCAGCAUGCUAACCAUUUGACAUACCGUGAGUUCUUUGCAGACGAAGAUGCCAGAAAGAUCCAAAUUAUUAUGGAGCCUUACAUUAAUAAAUGCCUUUGUGACGUGAUAGACCAGAUUUGUCGCAGAAAGCUUACUCUUUCAGACGACGCUAUAUGGGGUAUCAUUGCGCAGGUGUUCAAUGGGCUUUAUUUCUACCAUCAGACUGACAUCAAUGGAUUUUGUGGGAAAACACCCAUUCAUGGCGGAAUAAAUGCCGAGAACAUAUAUAUUUCGACUAACGGAGUUGUACAAUUGGGCCCGUUUCGGCUCCUCCCAGAUUUUGAAGAUGACUUCGAUAACCUGCAGGAAGAUAGCACAGUGAUACUGCCAACAAGCCCCGGCUCCACAGUACAGUCGUCGUGGAAUGUUUCAGAUCUUCAGGCCCUUGGAUGCAUAGUCUAUGAGCUCUUGACGGGCAUAUCCUUGAGUAGAGACGAGCAGCUGCAGUACUAUACUCCCUGCACUGUUCAGGAAGCAAGGAAGGGACUGCAGUCAGAGUUUGUGUCCGGGAAUCUCUUGCAAUUUGUCAAGCGGCUUCUGGACGCAUCAGUAUCUUCUACUGCUGCGCUACUGAGUGUUGCAGACAACGAGCACUUGCUGGCAAAUAUUGAUUUUGCCAAGGAUGUCAUUGCAGCACGAAGUGUACAUAACAAAGAUCAAACCGCUUCACUGCGUUCAUCGGUUACCAAAAAUAAACAUACACCAUCGCCAGACGAUCCAGUCAUCACUAUUCCAGGAGGAAUUGCGUACAUCAAUGAGCUAAUACAGGCAGCAAUAGAACCCAUUCUAAUAGAGCAAACAUAUCUUAAAGAUGAGAUUCAGAAGCAGAAGGACUUGAUUGCGGAGCUGAGAGAGUGUCUGACGCAACGUACUCUAGAGAUGACGGCGUCUAAGAAGGAUAUUUCUAUGCUCCAGAGAGCUGUGCUCAAGCUCACAUCGGGAGAACAUAGGGAAAAGAGUGGAAGUUUACGAGCAACCAGUAAUAGUACACGUUUCGGAACAGCUCCUAGAUCUCAGACUAUCUCGUCUCGGUCGGGGACUGCAAGGAUUUCGAGCGCACGGUCUCCGGUAAAGACAUCAAAGUCUCCGCGGGCAACUCGGUCAUCGGACGCAAACUCUUCUAUGUCUGUACUAACCUUAUCAGGUGCUAACGACACAAAUGAGAAGCGGGCGUCGUUAGAGCUGAAGAAGUUGAAAACUCAAGUUGCGACACUAACGCGUCAACUAUCUGAUCGUGACGACGACAUCCUUGAGCUCCGGCGUCGUCUGGAAAAUUCCUAUCAGCCACCUACAAAAGAAUCAAAGGAUUCUCCAGAGGAGACCGAAAGCCUUCGGGCAUCUGCGCUCUCUGCCACGGUGCCUUGUGAUGGCAGUGAUGACGAUGCACAUUAUGUUAAGUUCGUUUGCUUGCCCUGCAAUCACCUUAUUAUACAUAGGGUAAGGGAAAAUAAGAUCCAUCUACACAGUUGCCCAAAGUGCUCGGGCGGUAUAAGCAACCUGGUAGUAAUCACAGAUGAUUGA